Molecule: messenger RNA, 993 nt
Organism: Cordyceps fumosorosea ARSEF 2679
Lineage: Eukaryota; Fungi; Ascomycota; Sordariomycetes; Hypocreales; Cordycipitaceae
Product: Regulator of G protein signaling superfamily
Exons: 1
Coding region: 1-993 (330 amino acids)
Source: RefSeq, a predicted model, not a curated record
AUGUGGCUGAUUGCCCUGUACGACCCUGUCUUCGAGGGCGUCAACGAGUACUUCUUCCCCCCUCAGUGGAUCUGCCUGUCCAUCUUCUUCAUGGAGAUCUUCACCGUCCUCGUACCCUGCUGGGAGGUCCUGCGGUACCAGAGUCUGCACAGGGAGACGCUCGACUGCCUCGCCAGGUGGGAGUCCAAGAACCGCGAGCGCGCCCGCAAGGAGGCCAAGUCGCUCAAGUCGUCUGGAGAGAGCACCAUCGUCGACACCGUCCUGACCGGGAAGAAGUCCGCCGCCGCCGCCGCCGCCGCCGCCUCCGCCUCCAGCGAGAGCAUCCUUACCAUGGGCGCGCUCGAGUACGUGCUGGAGCGCAACCCGAUGCCCUUGCAGCAGUACUCGGCGCUCCGCGACUUCUCCGGCGAGAACGUCGCCUUCCUGACCAGCGUGACCGAGUGGAAGGACUCGUUCCCGAGCUCGGUGCGGCGCUCGGGACACGCGGACCGCGACGACAACACGCGCGAGCUGGUCCGCGAGCGGUUCAACGGCGCGCUGCGCAUCUACGCGCAGUUCGUGAGAGCGCGCGACGCCGAGUUUCCGAUCAACAUCUCCUCGGCGCAGCAGCGGGCGCUCGAGGCCGUCUUCGAGGGCCCGACGCGGCUGCUGUACGGGGAGAAGCGCGCGCCGGACUCGGUGACGCCGUUUGGCGGCGGUGUCGACUGGGACAAGUCGUCGUCGUCGGUGGCGGCGGGCGCAGAGUCGGGGCCGGAAGGGUCACCGCCGGGGUCCGGGAUCGUGGUGGUCGGCGCGGAGGACCGGGCGCAGUACUGGGGCGAGGUCCCGGACGACUUCAACGAGACCAUCUUUGACGACGCGCACAAGAGCAUCAAGUACCUUGUGCUUACAAACACCUGGCCAAAAUUUGUGCGAGACUGGCGAGCGUCGAAUACUCCCGAUGAACAUGUAGAAACGGGCAAUGGCAUUCGGCGACUGGUUGGGAAGCUAUAG